UUCAAUGAAGAAUCUAGUAAAAUUAACACAAAAUUUAUGCGUCUGUUGCUAGUUAAUGUGAAGUGAAGAAAUGUAAACGGAAAAGAAAAUUAAGCAUAAGAAAGGAAAACGAAUUAAUUUCCAUUGCUCAAACAAAGCGAUAAUCCGUAAAAACGUUAAGUCUAGUGCUUGCUGUAAAAAUUACUUGACAAACCAACAAAAUAAUUAAUAACAGCACUUCUAACUCGGUACUUAAUCGCAGAAAGUCAAAUACAAAAAAUACAAAUACAAAAGUGAAAGUACGUCGGCCAAGUUCAAGGACACGCACGUAGAGCGCGAGAUAUAGUAACAACAAGAACAACGAGUAAGUGCACAUUGCUUGAAAAUUAGUGACGCACUAGGCAAUAUCACGUUAAUACAAAAUAUUCAUCACAACAAUAAUAACAACAACAAAAUCUCUGUCAUAAAUCGCCAUAACUUCGAUUUUGGAAUUUUCGCCGGACAGUGACCCAAAAACAACAUAAAAUUAAAUUCUCAUCCACCCCCAGCCUCCUGCACUUUCCAACAACCCCUUGACACACACACACAAACAACAACGAAAAAUAAAGAAGUGUACACUAAUAAAGUAAUUUUGUGCACGUAUGCGAGCGCUGAUUAUGAGUUUAUAUAUCGAGUAAAAGAACUUUUAUGAGAGUAAAUUUUGUGGGUUGUGUGGGUGUUUGUGCAGCUCCCACGUGGACGUAAAGUAAGUGAGGGCAGACAGAACUCAACACAGGAUCAUUCAACUAAUAAAACAACAGAAAGCGCAACAAUAACAAGAAUUUUAUUCCUUUGGAAAAAUAAAGACACCUUAACACACACACACAUUCACACUCUGUCGACGCCAAGGAGCGCCGCACACCAGUCAUUGGUGCAAUUGGCAGUCAAUCGUCUUUGCUUUGCAAAAAACCGAAACUCUGCUAGUAGGGGUUAGCAGCUGCAGGGCAAGCAAAUUGCGUCGCAAUACUUUUGCUCUCACGAGUGUUGAGACGGUCGGUGCAAAUAUAGUAAACGCGAAAAAAGCCCGAAAAGAAUUCGCUGCAAUAAGAAUUAAUUAAUUCUUUACAAUUUGGAUUUAUCUCUGCGAGGCUGAGAGAUCGAUUGUGUGGGACGCGCAGCAAAACAAUAUAAAACAAUCAGCAGCAGAGAAACGACUGCAGUAAAAGCCAGAAGCAAUUAAACAUUGCGACAAGCCAAAUCUGCGUAAUAAAUAUUUCAUUAUUGCUAGAAAAUAAAAAACAAAUAAACGCAAAAUAUCACAACACUAACGCACAAAACAACCUCUAACUCAAGGCAGUUGAGUCUGCGGCUGCGCCGGCAACGACGGCGCGAUCGUCACUGAAUGUUCAGUGUCGCUGUUAAUAAGUGACAGUUCGGUACGUGACGGGGGUUGUGGAGGGUGCGGGUGACAGAGGCUGGUUGGUGCAAGCGUCGAACGCACGCAUAAGACACCGUCAAUAGAAUAACGUCCAGCUUAGACACCAAGACGGCUCAAAAUGAUCUCCAACAAGAAAUCGUACGCCAUGAAAAUGCUUCAAAUAGCAUUGGCCUUAAGCCUUCUGCAAGUGGAUCCGGAAAAUCGCCUACACAAUUGGGACUCGCAGCUGGAGUUGCGCGAUGGUGACGGUUGGGAAUUGGAAAUGUUGCGCGCCGUACCGAUGGUGGAGUAUCCCUAUGCGAAUCGUAAAACUAUGAUGCCGCUGAUUGAGGAUCUAAUACGCUACGAUCGACAACACGAUGCCACGCCGUCACAAUACAAUGUCACCGCUUACAUGUUGAACGUACAGCAUGACGGCGGGACAAAUCAGACGGCCACUUUGCCGGAGUUGCAAGCAACACCGAGUAAUUCGGUUAACGCUGGCGGAACCGUGAAUGUGGCGGGAGCCACUGCGCUGGAGCAGGCAGCCAAUGCUGCGGCGGCAGCAGCUGCCGCCAGUACGAAUGCCAGCAACAUGGGACUGCCUACAUCGGAGUUGGAUGCGUUUCUCAAUUCGGAAAACUUUCAAGACCAACGUUCGGUGUGGGAACAAAAUCUGGCCGAUUUGCGUGACUUUGGUGAUCUCGCUGUGAAUAAUCCGUACGCUGGCUUGCCGCUCAAGGAUGAGCCGUUCAACAACACUUAUAUUGAUUUGAAUUUGGACAUGUUUUUUCCCAGCUUUGCGAGUGCUGCGACAGCAGCGGCUGAUGCUGUGAAAGAAGAAGUGGAAGGAGAUGAAGAAAAAGCAAUUGGUGCUGGUGCCUUAAAUGACACAUAUCCAGAACCCGCAGAUAUUGCCCGCAUUAAAACCGAACAAGUAGAUAAGGAAGAUAAGGAAUUUGUGCUGGACAACGAAGUGGCAAGCUCCAGUUCGAGCAGCCUAAAUUUGGGGUCUACUGUGGCAGUCAUAAAGAAGGAACUGGAGGGCAGUGGAGACGACAGUGAGCAAGCGGAAGCGGAGGAUGUGGAUUUGAGUCCCUUCAUUAGUCAACUGGAUCUAAACAAAGAGGAGAGCGAAAUUGUCGAUGUGCUGUGGAAGCAAGAUGUCGAUCUGGGUUAUACAUUGACACCACCGCAUCUGCUAAACGCAACUGGCAAUAAUAGUAGCAGUAGUGGUACAACAGGCGUAUUGGUUUCUGAUGACGACAUUGAGAAGUUGAAAGCAUUGAAAGAGCUUAAAUUAGAUAAGCCAAGCUUUGAGGACAAAGAUGCGGCAGUAUCCGAUAUUGAUGAUGAAUGGGCUGGCAUACCUUUUACGGUGGAUAAUGAAACUGGUGAAUAUAUCCGUUUACCUCUGGACGAAAUUCUUAACGACGUACUACAAUUGGCUGAAUUCGAUAACGAUAAUAACGAGUCCAAUAACGAUUCUGUCGCUUCAACAUCGAAAGCUGCGGCUGCCAAGAACAACAAAAGCAGCAACGAUAAGACUAAAUUGGAAACUGGCGAAGAAGUGCUAAUCGAUAACAACAACACUUCCGUGGAUAAAGACGAAGGUGAGGAUUUGAAUAAAGGUACACUUGCCAGAAGUGGCGGCACCACCAAGGACGAAGAGGACAACAACAAAGAGGAAGAUUAUAUUGACGAUUUCGAUCUAUCGUUAUCGGAGAUCGAAGUCAAUUCGUUGCCAUCACCACUUUUCGAUUUAGAUGACGAAGCACGCGAAGAACUAGCCGAUUUCGAUAUAAUGUUACAAUCAGCUGCAGCACCACCACCGCCAUUCCAUCACCAUCACCCACAUCAGCGCGGUGCCGGCAUGCAGAGUUAUGUUGGCGGUGGAGCAAAUAGCGCAUUCCAUCGACAGGCGACCGGUUUCCAUCAUGGCCAUCAUCAGGGUCGCAUGUCUCUCAGCCGUGGCGUUUCGAUGGAGCAACGCCUGCAGGAUAUCGCCAGUUUCUUUAAUCCAAUAUCGGGCAUGGGUGUUGUUGGAGGCGUUUCCGAUAUGCCGCCAUAUCCACAUUACCCCAGUCAUCCCUAUUCGUACCAGGGUGCUGCUGGCAUACCGGCACCACCACAACACGCCCAAUAUCCGCCACCACCACCGCCGCACCCACACCAUCACAGCCAUCACGCAAUGUUGCAUGCGAACGCUACUUUGGGUGACAUUUGCCCCACACAGCCGCACUAUGGCCACAAUUUGGGUUCGGCCGUUUCGUCCAGCAUGCAUUUGACCAACUCUAGCCAUGAUGCAGAUGGUGGCGCCACUAGCGCUGCUGGCAGCAAUGCGGGCGCUUACAAAAUGGAGCAUGACAUGAUGUACUAUACCAAUGCUUCUUCGGAUAUGAAUCACACUACGGAAGGAUUUAUUAACUCCAUUUUAAAUGAUGAAGAUUUGCAUUUGAUGGACAUGAAUGACAGCUUUUGUCGCAUGGUCGACGUAAACAACAGCACCAGCAAUAAUUCGUCCGUACUCGGCAGUGGUCUUACAAGUGGUCAUGCAAGCGGCGGUGGCAGCAGUGCCACAGGUUCCACAUCAAACGGCCUCGCAAUGAGCGGUGCUGGCGCUACAAAUAGUGCUCUUGCUGGUGGCGGUAUGACGGCAGAUCUCUUGAAUUCGGGUGCUGGUGCGAGUGCCGGCGGUGAUCGUUUGGACGCAUCCAGUGACAGUGCAGUUAGCUCAAUGGGUUCGGAGCGUGUGCCAUCGCUAUCGGAUGGUGAAUGGGGCGAGGGUAGCGAUUCAGCGCAAGACUAUCAUCAGGGCAAAUAUGGUGGACCAUACGACUACAGCUAUACCAAUAAUAAUCGUCUGAACGAUGGUUCACGUCAACCGCCUGUCGCACAGAAGAAACAUCAAAUGUUUGGCAAACGCUUUCUCAACGAGCAGCCCAGUUUGACUGCUGCGGGUGCAGCUGGUGGCAACAAUACCGCCGGUGGCGGGGUAGUACCACCGUCAGACACGAAUCCGAUAUUAAAUGUUGGACCCGCACCCACUGUCAAAUAUGAAUAUGAACCAUAUCCGACAGUGCCGGGUCUACAUCAGGGCGGUGCCGGUGGUGCGCUACGCAUCGAGGGUGCUAUGGGGCCGGCUCUUAGUAGCAAGGAACAACAAGCUUACGAUUUGAAAUAUGGUCCAGGUAUUGUUGGUGGCAUCGGCGGUUACUCACUAGAUUUCGCACAGCGCCCACCACGUACUCCACACGAAGUGGUGCAACACAAUCACACUUACACUCUGCCACAGGGCACCGGCUCCUUGCCUCGACCGCAAACGCGCGACAAGAAACUGUCGACGUCAUCGUCGAAAUCGUCCAAAUCCUUUAAUGGUGAGGAGGAACAUUUGACACGCGAUGAGAAGCGCGCACGCGCUAUGAAUAUACCCAUAUCAGUGAGUGACAUCAUCAAUCUGCCCAUGGACGAAUUCAAUGAGCGUCUCUCCAAGUAUGACUUAACUGAAAAUCAGCUCUCACUAAUACGCGACAUACGUCGGCGUGGUAAGAAUAAAGUGGCCGCACAAAAUUGUCGCAAACGUAAACUGGAUCAGAUUCUAUCGCUGGAGGAUGAGGUGAAAGAGGUGCGCAGGCGCAAGGAACAGCUGUUUUCGGAGCGUGACAGCCUGGCUUUGGAGCGCAAGCGCAUUUCAAACAAAUUCGCAGCGUUACACAGGCAUAUAUUCCAAUACUUGCGCGAUCCCGAAGGCAAUCCCUGCUCGUCGUCCGAAUACACGUUGCAGCAGGCCGCCGACGGUUCCAUAUAUCUGCUGCGUAAGUCCGAUGCCGCGAAUGGCAGUGGCAAUGCCAGCAAUAGCAGCAGCACAAGUAGCAGCAGUAGUGGCUUGAGCGGCCACGUGAGUCACAAUGGCAUGUCGCCACAGCAACAACCACAACAACACCAUUCAAUGUUGGGCGCUGCGACGCACUUGCAGCAACACCAACAGCAAGCGCUGCAUCAUCAUCAUCAUGCGCAGGCGCAGGCGCAACAGCAGCAACAACUGCCGCAUAUGCAUACACAGCAAGCGCAACAGCAACAACCACAACAGCAGCAGCAGCAGCGACAACACUCGGCGCAUCCGCAUCAUCAUCAAACGCAUCAAAAAGAUUGAAAAUUGUUGUUGCAGCACUAUGCGAGUUGGUUUAAAUUACAGCAGCAGCAGCAGCAGCAACAACAACAACAAGAACAAAAACAACAGAAACAGAGUCAUCACCAACGUCACCACAACCAGCAGCAACAGCACCACCACCACUACGAACGCCACUAUCGCUAUCAUCUCUAUCAGCAACAACACCAACAGCAGCAGCAACAGCAAAAGUCGACAAAGAAUUUAAGGCAAUCAACAACAGCGUGGCCGCAGGAUCAGCAAAAAUAUAAGCAACAACAACAACAACAACAACAACAUGCGCUUCAACCGUAUGCCGCUGAAUUUGAGCUUUUUUAUCAGCCCGCAGCGACGUCCCAACAACAAUGCCAAUGCGCACAUUGCUAUGCGUUCGAUUAUGUGGGGGGGCCACAGCAGCAGGAUGCCAAGGAUUUCGAAUGGUUGCAUGAGGUGGCUGCUGUGCCCGCAGCUGCGACCACCUCGAUUGCCACAAGUUUCUAUUUUUAUUGAUUUCAUAGAUUUAAACGAACUUAGUAAUGAAUGUAAAUUGGCUUUGCUCCUCUGCACUUUUGCUGGCAGUUUUCGUAAUUGUUUUUUGUUUAGAUUUUUUUACUAUGCACGCCGUGGUAUAUGGGGUGUGGCCGUUCAUACUUGCAUAUAGUAUACAUACAUACACACACAGAUAUGUGCAUACACACAUAGAUAGUUAGGGAUGUUGGUAUUCAUUUUUUUUUUUGUCGUAAAUUCAAAAAAGAAAACUAGCAAUUCAUUUUCUCUAUUUCGAACAAAAGAAAAACUCAAAACUCAGACAAAGAGCAGACAAUAAAAACAUUUGCACAUCAGCAAAGGAAGAAGAUGCUCUGAAUAACAACCGUUAUAGCCACGUUUGCGCUUCUCCCCAUUUUAAAACAGACAAACGUUCGCACAUGCGCACUCACAUCUCAUCGAAGGAUCGAGAAACUGAUACAAAAUAUAAAAAUAUAUAUAAAAAUGUUACUUGAAUUUAAAGUUGUUGAGCACAAAUUAUGUUAAUUAGGUAAAGGUAAAUAAUGAAGUGAGACAGAAUUAAACAAACAGAUUAUAGGAAUAAGAAAGUGAACAAAAACAAAAAAUAAAAAAUAAAAAACAAUA
This is a messenger RNA of Anastrepha obliqua, 6653 nucleotides long. It is a transcript of the gene cnc, whose product is annotated as segmentation protein cap'n'collar. Gene Ontology annotation, cellular component: nucleus. The transcript has 12 exons. Gene Ontology annotation, molecular function: RNA polymerase II cis-regulatory region sequence-specific DNA binding; DNA-binding transcription factor activity, RNA polymerase II-specific. NCBI's taxonomy places the organism in Eukaryota, Metazoa, Arthropoda, Insecta, Diptera, Tephritidae. Bases 1515 to 5528 code for a protein of 1337 amino acids. The record is from RefSeq and is a predicted model, not a curated record. Gene Ontology annotation, biological process: regulation of transcription by RNA polymerase II.